Calypte anna (Anna's hummingbird) is the source of this 2357-nucleotide messenger RNA. It is a transcript of the gene GNL2, whose product is annotated as G protein nucleolar 2. Bases 156 to 2324 code for a protein of 722 amino acids. The record is from RefSeq and is a predicted model, not a curated record. Gene Ontology annotation, cellular component: nucleolus. The transcript is spliced from 16 exons. Lineage: Eukaryota; Metazoa; Chordata; Aves; Apodiformes; Trochilidae. Gene Ontology annotation, molecular function: GTP binding.
GGAAUAACUUCUGCCACUGUUUCCUGCCCGGUACCGCGCGUCUCCGUGCGGCCCUCCCGGUUCCAGCGGUCCCGUUCCUCGCGGAGCAGCCCCGAGUCCUUCCCCCGUCCCAUCCCAUCCCGUCCCAUCCCAUCCCGUCCCAUCCCGUCGUCGCCAUGGUGAAGCCGCGCUACAAGGGCCGUAGCACCAUCAAUCCCUCCCGCGCCAGCACCAACCCCGAUCGCGUCGGGGGCGCGGGAGGUAACAACAUGCGGGACCGAGCCACCAUCCGCCGCCUCAACAUGUACCGGCAGAAGGAGCGGAGAAACAAACACGGCAAAGUGAUAAAGCCCCUGCAGUAUCAAUCCACGGUGGCACCGGGGACAGUUGCGAGAGUGGAACCCAAUAUUAAGUGGUUUGGCAAUACCCGUGUGAUCAAGCAAUCAUCCCUGCAGAAAUUCCAGGAAGAGAUGGAAACGGUGAUGAAGGAUCCGUACCGGGUGGUGAUGAAGCAGAGGAAGUUGCCCAUGUCCCUCUUCCAUGAUCGGAUCAAACCCCACACCUCCAGAGUUCACAUUCUUGACACGGAAACAUUUGAAACAACGUUUGGCCCCAAAUCACAGAGGAAAAGACCCAAUCUGUCUGCCAGUGACGUGCAGGCUCUGGUGGAGAAUGCUGAGGCCUCCUCAGGAGCUUAUGACCAGGGCAAGGACCGAGACCUGGUGACAGAGGACACUGGGGUCAGGGAUGAAGCACGGGAGGAUAUCUAUAAGAAAGGACAGUCCAAAAGGAUCUGGGGUGAGCUCUACAAGGUGAUAGACUCCUCAGAUGUUGUUGUGCAAGUUCUUGAUGCCAGGGAUCCCAUGGGCACUCGCUCCCCUCAUGUGGAAUCUUACCUGAAAAAGGAGAAGCACUGGAAACAUCUCAUUUUUGUCCUGAACAAAUGUGAUCUUGUUCCUACCUGGGCUACGAAGCGCUGGGUUGCUGUCCUCUCUCAGGAGUAUCCAACACUUGCUUUCCAUGCCAGCCUCACCAACCCUUUUGGCAAAGGUGCUUUCAUCCAGCUUUUAAGGCAGUUUGGAAAGUUACAUUCUGACAAGAAACAGAUCAGUGUGGGUUUCAUUGGCUACCCCAACGUUGGCAAAAGCUCCAUCAUCAAUACUUUACGGUCUAAGAAGGUCUGCAGCGUGGCACCUAUUGCAGGUGAAACAAAGGUGUGGCAGUACAUCACCCUGAUGAGGAGGAUUUUCCUCAUUGACUGCCCAGGUGUUGUUUAUCCAUCUGGAGACACAGAAACAGACAUUGUGCUGAAGGGAGUGGUUCAAGUUGAGAAGAUAAAGAGCCCUGAGGAUCAUAUUGGUGCUGUGCUGGAAAGAGCCAAACCAGAGUACAUCAGAAAGACGUACAAGAUUGAUGCCUGGAAUGAUACAGAAGACUUUCUGGAGAAACUUGCUGCUAGGACUGGGAAACUGCUAAAGGGUGGUGAGCCUGAUACACAAACUGUGAGCAAGAUGGUUCUCAAUGACUGGCAGAGAGGCAGAAUUCCAUUCUUUGUGAAGCCACCAAAUGCAGAGCCAGGUCCCCAGCCUCCUGUGUCUGAAGUACCUAUGACAUCAAGCCAAGAUGCUAAUGAGGAGAAAAUCUCUGAGUCAGUAGCAGCAAGUGUGGAGCCAGCAGGAGAGGAGAAUAAUGCAGACACUGAAAUUAAGCAACUCAUGUCACACGUUCGCCAGAACUUUGGGAGGAUUAAUGUGGCACCUGAGUUCUCAGAAGAAGAUCUGGUUCCUGUGGAUGUGCCAGGCUUUGAGACAGAUGAAGAUUCCUCUGGAGAGGAGGAGCAGGAAGAGGAGGGAGAGGAGGAAUGCAGGCAACAACAAGAUGCAGGGGAGGAGGAGUCGCAGGUGGUAGCACCAGGUGCCAAGGAAAGCUCUAAGGCAGUUCUUAAAGCUUUGGAGGACAAGAUUGCAAAAUACAAGAAAUUUCUGGAUAAAGCCAGAGCCAAGAGAUUCUCAGCAAUAAGAAUCCCUAAGCAGCUAACUGAAAAAGUGUUUGCAAAAUCCAUGCAGAAGGCUGAAGAACCCAAAGAAACUGAUAAUGAAGGCAGCACAGAGAAGAAAAGAAAAAGGAAAGCAGAAGAGGAAGAUGAUGAUGACCAAAUGGGUGAACAGCCUGGCAAGAAACUUACAUCCAAAGAAAGAAGACGAGCAGAGAGGCAGCAGCGCUCCAAGAAAGUUGGAGUCCGGUAUUAUGAAACUCACAACGUGAAAAAUAAGAAUAAGAACAAGAAAAAAACUGGCUUGGAGGGACAAAGAUCAAAGCAUAAAAAAUACAAACAUAAGCAAUAAGUUUUUAUUCUAUUAAAUUUUACAUAAAACAGC